Molecule: messenger RNA, 2544 nt
Organism: Chinchilla lanigera (long-tailed chinchilla)
Lineage: Eukaryota; Metazoa; Chordata; Mammalia; Rodentia; Chinchillidae
Gene: Aida
Product: axin interactor, dorsalization associated
Biological process (GO): determination of ventral identity
Cellular component (GO): membrane
Molecular function (GO): phosphatidylinositol binding
Source: RefSeq, a predicted model, not a curated record
CUGGCCCUCCCACCUGAGCUUCGGUGGCGUCCCCAGAGAGGCAGGGCAGAGGCGCCGGCGCGCCGCGCCCAGGGAGGCCGCGCAGUGGCAUGGCCGGCCGUGGCGGUUGCUCCCGGCCCCAUUAAUGUCGGGGCCCGGCCCGGGGAGGAUGGCGCCCUAGAGCCCGGGCUCGCUGGGGCCGGGGCGGGAGGGCCGGGGCGGGCGCCGGCCAUGUCGGAGGGGACUCGCAGUCUGCUGCAGCGCUGGGGCGCCAGCUUUAGGAGAGGCGCCGACUUCGACUCCUGGGGCCAGCUGGUGGAGGCGAUAGACGAGUAUCAGAUAUUAGCAAGACAUCUACAAAAAGAGGCCCAAGCGCAACACAAUAAUUCUGAAUUCACAGAAGAACAAAAGAAAACCAUAGGCAAAAUUGCAACAUGCUUGGAACUGCGGAGUGCAGCUUUACAGUCCACACAGUCCCAAGAAGAAUUUAAACUGGAGGACCUGAAGAAGCUAGAGCCAAUUCUAAAGAAUAUUCUUACGUAUAAUAAAGAAUUUCCAUUUGAUGUUCAGCCUGUCCCUUUAAGAAAAAUUUUAGCACCUGGUGAGGAAGAGAAUUUGGAAUUUGAAGAAGAUGAGGAAGAGGGUGGCGCUGGAGCAGGGUCUCCGGAUUCCUUUCCUGCUAGAGUCCCCGGUACUUUAUUACCAAGGCUGCCCUCAGAGCCAGGCAUGACGUUACUCACCAUCAGAAUUGAGAAAAUUGGUCUGAAAGACGCCGGGCAAUGCAUCGAUCCCUAUAUUACAGUCAGCGUGAAGGAUCUGAACGGCAUAGAUCUAACGCCUGUGCAGGACACCCCAGUGGCUUUGAGAAAGGAAGACACAUAUGUUCAUUUUAACGUGGACAUUGAGCUCCAGAGGCACGUGGAGAAGUUGAGCAAAGGUGCAGCUAUCUUCUUUGAAUUCAAACACUACAAGCCUAAGAAGAAGUUCACCAGCACCAAGUGCUUCGCUUUCAUGGAGAUGGACGAGAUUAAACCUGGGCCGAUUGUAAUAGAACUCUACAAGAAACCCACUGACUUUAAAAGAAAAAAAUUACAGUUAUUGACCAAGAAACCACUUUAUCUUCAUCUGCAUCAAACUUUGCACAAGGACUGAUCCUGACCUGAGUAACCUGGAACUGCUGUGAAUCUUACCAGCCAGUAGCAAGCACCAUAGCUCUGUAAGGUCUUCACGUCCUCGGGCAGGGAGUGGGUUGUGCCCGGCCUAGCAGGCCAGCGAGCACCUGCGCUGUGGAGCUGAGUCCGGCAUGUUGCAGAGCGGAAGACUCCUUUGGACCUAGGCUUAUUAUAGGUGUUGGAACACGCUCUUCCCCGUUAAUUGUGCAAUUACCAGUCUGUUUUCUAAGUCACCUCUGUCCUUCCCCGCUUUCUAGAACAGUGCUGUUGUCCAGGCAUGCUCUUCUUCAAACUCCACGCAGCAGGAAGAACGCACUCGAGCGCGCACUGCUGCUGUCUUUCCCCGCAUGCUCGUCGGGUUGGAGCUGGCCUCAGACUCGGGGCCAGCUGGGUGGGCUGCCAGCAGGCUGUGUGGAGAGCCCUGGGCCAGCUGUGCUGCCUGCUGCCCGUGGGGAAGGGACGGGCUGCCAGACUCGCCCGGUCGGGUGGUCCUGUGGAGAACAGUGUGCCUUGCCCGGAUCGGUGUCCCCAGGUGGGACAGUGUCCCCAAGUGGUGGCUGCAGUUUUUUUCCCAGAUAACCAGAUUAUUUUUCUGAAAGUGAGCAUAUUCUAGUCAUGUUGAUUAGCUGUUCUAUGUCACAUUGUUAUUUUUUUCUGAUGAUUUUAGAGUUAACAUUGGAAGCACCUCAGAAUAAACACACAUUUUUAGAUGGGUUUACAGUGUCUUCUAAGUCAUGUCAUCUAAAAUAACUGAGUCCAAUACUAAUGAGAUACCGCAGGAAUAACUGCUGCACACCUUUUCUUAGUGAUGAGUAUGCAAAAUCAGCAGACUGUUUUCUUUAAUACAGGUAGCUAGGAUUGCCAUGUAUUUCCUAUUUAGGGAUACUGGUAUUCAUCCAUAUGAAAAUGUGCAGGUCAUAGCUUAUUACAAUUUUGACCAUUUACCUUUUGACCUUGUAAGAGGUCUAAAUUAACUUCCAUAGCACACAUGAGGUAACAUUUGACACACACACAUUAAGAUUUGCGGUGGGCUUUCUAUAGGUUAGAUGUGGAGCCCACACACUUCAGUAUCCACUGUUUCAAACCCGCAGUGCAGGACAGAGCACUGCCGGCUCUUCCUGCUUACUUGAAGCCCAUUAGGCCAUCAGUGGCUUUGCUCCUGACAGCAGGUCGCCCUCACACGCAUCAGGGGCCCUGCUCCGCUUCCCAGGUCCUGAGGCCGCUCCGCUCCCUAGGUGACUGUUAGCCCAAACCGUGAGCCGAAGGAAUUCUCAGCCGAAUUCAGUCUUGCCUUUCCAUCUUAUUGGAUAAAUUCCAAAUACUAAAGUGAUUCAGUCCACAGUAGCUCUAGGGAAUGAAGAAUUUGCCUUAAUAAAUUGCUUUUUUCCACUCA